GGCAAGCAGUAUCGUCGAAUUUCUCUCUCUGAGUUUUCACGUCGCUUUUAUCUUCAGCAAUGCCUGAACCUACCAAGUCCGCUCCUGCUCCGAAGAAGGGCUCCAAGAAAGCCGUGACCAAGGCGCAGAAGAAAGAUGGCAAGAAGCGCAAGCGCAGCCGCAAAGAGAGUUAUUCCAUCUACGUGUACAAGGUGCUGAAGCAGGUCCACCCGGACACGGGUAUCUCGUCCAAGGCCAUGGGCAUCAUGAACUCCUUCGUCAACGACAUCUUCGAGCGCAUCGCCGGCGAGGCUUCCCGCCUGGCCCAUUACAACAAGCGCUCCACCAUCACUUCCCGGGAGAUCCAGACGGCCGUGCGCCUGCUGCUUCCCGGGGAAUUGGCCAAGCACGCCGUGUCCGAGGGCACCAAGGCCGUCACCAAAUACACCAGCUCCAAGUAGGCUCGGGCAGUGAAAACAAACAAACAAACAAACAAACAAAAACAAAACUAACCCAAGGGCUCUUUUAAGAGCCGCCCACACUUUCAAACAAAAAGAGCUUUGACAUUGUUGGGUCGAAUGUUUUUCCCCCGGUAGGUAGAAAGUGCUCUGGUGAGGAAAGGGAGUGUAUACAUGCCAAUUUGUUGUGUAAGAGACCGAAAAGGAAAUAAAUAUGAUUGCCACCUCAAUUACCCCCCCCCCCCCCAAAUUCUCACCAGUUUUGAUCUUCAUCCAGUGUAAUUACACUUUCUGCACUGUUUACCGAGUUGCCUGGAAAGUUACUAGGCCUUUACCCCAAGCCAACACCAGCAGCUAAUUAGAUUAGCUGUAGUGGCACAAGUGUAGUGGCUUAGCACCUAAAGGUAAUCCAAAAAGAAAACAAAAAAAAAAAAAUGCUGUUUUCUGGCAACACUGUGUGCUGGCAAAACGAGAGCAUUUCAGCCAAAUUAGGUAUAGUAUCCAACAUCUCAUGGCUGCCAAUUUUAAGCCUGCAUAUAUAAAAUUGUUUUUAUUGAUUUGCUAAAAACUUUUUAACCUUAAUCGUUUAAAAAUGAAAACCUGGAAGAAAUAAUCACUACCUAUUUCA
Gracilinanus agilis (Agile Gracile Mouse Opossum) is the source of this 1065-nucleotide messenger RNA. Its product is annotated as histone H2B type 1-M. The transcript has a single exon. Bases 60 to 440 code for a protein of 126 amino acids. Lineage: Eukaryota; Metazoa; Chordata; Mammalia; Didelphimorphia; Didelphidae. The record is from RefSeq and is a predicted model, not a curated record. Gene Ontology annotation, cellular component: nucleosome. Gene Ontology annotation, molecular function: structural constituent of chromatin; DNA binding; protein heterodimerization activity.